Messenger RNA from Protopterus annectens (West African lungfish), 3227 nucleotides. It is a transcript of the gene DACH1, whose product is annotated as dachshund family transcription factor 1. The transcript is spliced from 13 exons. Lineage: Eukaryota; Metazoa; Chordata; Ceratodontiformes; Protopteridae. The record is from RefSeq and is a predicted model, not a curated record. Bases 941 to 3034 code for a protein of 697 amino acids.
AAACAUCAUAUAUCUCAAUCUCUACAUUUUUUUUGGGGGGGGGGUAAAUACUGUUUUUUCUUUAUAAACGUAUCAAGUUAAUACAAUAAUAGCCUUUGCUAAAACAUGUAUUUCCUUAACAUGAUGUCGGAAACUUAAAUGUCUGGCAUUAUUUGGUGGCUGCAAUACUCAAUGAUUGACCAGAAAAACCACAGAUUUUGAGUAACAGACUAAAAAAUAUCUGGACAGUAUGUAAAAUUUUGGACAGUGUAGAAGUAAGCCACACACGUAUUCUGUUUUUUUUUUUUGUAAAAUAACGCAUGGAGAAACUGUAAACAUAAUGUCUAAAUAAUUCCUCUGGUUUUAUGACGGGUGUAACGGUAGGCAUUUAGAGUCCUUUAGCUUCAGUAACGGCUGGUGAGUGCAGCAAACAAUUUCUUUUGAAAUGACAAAACGACAAAGACAAGAAAAAUAAUGCCUUACUUGCAAAGCAUUCUGCUUCCACAUGUGCUGAAAUACUUUUCUCCUUCAAACUUUAACACUAGCAGGUCUAAUUUAUCAAAAUGUAACCGGUUCAGCGUUCUAGUUUCAAAUAAAUAAGUGAGCUGGCCACAUUACACGCGUCUCGUCUUCACUAAUGCCAUGCUGUUUAAUUUAUUUGUAUUGCAGACAAGCCUGACUAUCUUCAAAGGCUAUUUCAAGUUCUUGGAGCUCCGCCCCUGUACCGUGUGACAACAACAACUCGUCCAGAGAACAGGCAGCCUUUUCCAGCUCAUUUUCUCUCUGUCAUUCUCUCACAAUCUUUGAUCAAUGUACUGCCACAGAAAUUUCAAGUCCUUCAAACCUCCUCCUUUUCACCUUCAUCUUUAACUCUUGUCGUUGAGAGGGCUCACGACUCCGAGUGGACUGUGUACCUCGAUUAUAGGAGGCUUAACUGCACAUCGAUUUCGUAAUAACUUCUAUGUUGACCAUGGCCGUGCCGGCUGCUUUGAUUUCCCCGACACAACUUGUACCCCAGCCUCCAAUUUCAACUUCUUCCACAACCUCUUCCUCUUCAGCCACAUCUUCACCUUCCCCUUCUAUAGCCCCGGCCGGGCAGACUAUUUUCAGAUCGGAGGCGAUCACGACCAGCAGUAACAGUCCUACUAUUACAGCAACUAAUAACCUUCCGAACAAGCCCGUGUACUCGACCCCUUCUCCAGUAGAGAACAUCCCCCAGAAUAAUGAGUGUAAAAUGGUGGAUCUCAGGGGGGCCAAGGUGGCUUCUUUCACAGUGGAAGGUUGCGAACUCAUAUGCCUGCCUCAAGCUUUCGAUUUAUUUCUGAAGCAUCUGGUCGGGGGGUUGCACACAGUCUAUACAAAGCUGAAGAGGCUUGAGAUCACGCCGGUGGUGUGCAAUGUAGAGCAGGUUCGGAUCCUGAGGGGCCUCGGGGCCAUCCAACCGGGAGUGAACCGCUGCAAACUCAUCUCCAGGAAGGAUUUCGAGACCCUUUACAACGACUGCACCAACGCCAGCUCCAGACCUGGAAGGCCUCCCAAAAGAACUCAGAGUGUCACAUCACCAGACAAUUCCCACAUCAUGCCACACACUGUCCCUGGUCUGAUGUCCCCUGGAAUGAUUCCUUCAACAGGUCUCACUGCAGCUGCAGCGGCUGCAGCAGCUGCCACAAAUGCGGCCAUCGCUGAAGCCAUGAAGGUGAAGAAAAUCAAACUAGAAGCUAUAUACCAUGGGAGUAACAACCAGCACGGACCAGACUCUGAGAAUGGAGACCUCAAUUCAAGUGUCGGUAGCAGUGAUGGAUCUUGGGAUAAAGAAAAACUUCAGUCUCCCUCUAACCAUGGAUCACAGACCACUACUCAUGCUAAUCUGACUGGACAACAUAACCUGCCAGUGAAUCAUCCCCUUAACCAUCUCCAGCAAAACCAUCUUCUACCUAAUGGAUUGGAACUUCCUUUCAUGAUGAUGCCACACCCUCUGAUUCCUGUCAGCCUACCUCCCGCAUCUGUUACUAUGGCAAUGAGCCAGAUGAAUCAUCUUACUACAAUUGCUAAUAUGGCAGCAGCAGCACAAGUGCAGAGUCCACUUCCCAGAGUCGAGACUUCGGUUAUAAAGGAACGUGUACCAGACAGCCCAUCCCCAGCGCCAUCACUUGAAGAUAACAGAAGACCUGGAAGCCGUCCAUCAUCUCAUCGAAGCAGUAGCGUAUCCAGUUCUCCCGCACGAACAGAGAGCUCUUCAGAUCGAGUCCCAACAGUUCAUCAGAAUGGACUGUCUAUCAAUCAGACGUUAUUAGGUUUGUCGCCAAAUGUUCUGCCUGGCCCUAAAGAAGGAGAUAUAGCUGGUCAUGAUAUGGGACAUGAAGCAAAGAGAAUGCACGUUGACAAAGAAGAGACCUCCCUCUCAACACCAACCGCAAGAGACAGCCUUGACAAGCUUUCCUUGGUUGGGCAGCUACCUCAUGGUUUUCCGUCUCCGUUUCUUUUCCCAGAUGGAUUGUCAUCCAUAGAGACGUUACUCACAAAUAUCCAGGGUUUGCUGAAAGUUGCCAUAGAUAAUGCCAGAGCCCAAGAGAAGCAAGUCCAGAUGGAGAAGACAGAACUGAAGAUGGAGUUGUUCAGAGAAAGAGAACUAAGAGAGACACUAGAAAAACAGCUGGCAGUGGAACAAAAAAACAGAGCAAUAGUUCAGAAGAGGUUAAAGAAGGAGAAGAAAGCAAAGAGGAAACUGCAGGAAGCACUUGAAUUUGAGACGAAGAGAAGAGAACAGGCAGAACAAACACUAAAACAAGCAGCUUCUACAGAAGGCCUCAGAGUGCUGAAUGAUUCCCUGACCCCUGAAAAGGAAUCAGACCGCAGUGGUGCCAGAACAGAUGCUGAGAGGACAAUACAAGCUUGUUUUCAGAAGGAAGAUUCAUCCGCCAGGGGACCAUGGUGCGGGCAAAUGUUAGCCAUGCAGCAGACACAGCUUCUCUCCCGCAAAACCACUGGACCAGUGGGAUGGGAGGCUGUAUUUGAAAACUUCAGUCAUGUACUGAAGCUUGAAGAGGUUCAGUGACUUAAUAACAGACUUAAUGAAAACAUUUGUCUCCAAAGUGAGAAUGAAGCAUACCGCUGUCAGUGAAGUACAACCUUGCUACUUUUAUACAUCAGCAUUAUUUGUAUGUGAAAAACGAAGAUUACUGAAGGAGUGUUCAGUAACAGUUGUUAACCUUCACUCAGUGCAGAGACUUUAAGACUAUUUUAACACU